AUGGCAGUCAGCAGCGGCAGAUACCGUCCGGUAUUCUGGAAACUUACCGCAGAGAAUCGCACGCUAGACUACGAAAGUACUCUCCUACAUACACCACUAGCACUGCGUCCUCCAGUAGCAAGACAUUCUUUCAAACCACAUGUGUUGGUUUCAUCAAUUUUACCUCGGCUUUCGCAAUUUUGUCAUUGCUUGGCCAAGGCCAACAUCAGCAUGGCGUUAGGCUCACAGUCUUACACACAAGCCACAAUCGAUUACCCGCGGUCCAAAAGAUACUAUGCUGAAGUCUUACGCCGUGUCCACGGCCGUGUUAGACUUUACUACCAGCAGUUCGGAUCAACGCCAACAUGCUAUAAUCUUGUAUUAGUAGUUCGCCGGUGGGUUGGAUCCGCGCGCAACGGCACGCUGAUCGUGCGCGAGACAUGCUGCACUGUUAUAGUGAGUCCCGAAAUUUUGGGACGAUUGACCGGCGGCUAUCAGGCCAUAUUUACUGUGGACUGGAAACUUCGGCACGGCAUUCCUGCCCAACAAGAGAGCCGGGGCAUGUCACAGUCUGGGCAGCUGAAAUCGCUUGAGACGAAUUGUAUUCGCGAAACUUGUCCUUUAACAGCGAAGGCGUCGCCAGCCACGUUUUCGGGAACCGAUGUUCCCACCGUGAACGAUCGUUUAGACGACUCGCAUGUUCAAUGCUGGUUCUGGUAUUUAGAUAGCUCUUUUCGCGCUGAACCAUUGUCUCAGGUCUUUUGAGCAGCUGCUCUGUCCAUGAUGGUACAUCAUGUACCGAGAUUCAAUGUCGCUAGAUCUACUUGCUGUUUUCAUAAACUAAGGUCUUGGAGGCUCUGAUUA
Messenger RNA from Bipolaris sorokiniana ND90Pr, 843 nucleotides. RefSeq lists its product as uncharacterized. The record is from RefSeq and is a predicted model, not a curated record. The coding region runs from base 1 to 744 and encodes 247 amino acids. The transcript is spliced from 6 exons. Lineage: Eukaryota; Fungi; Ascomycota; Dothideomycetes; Pleosporales; Pleosporaceae.